Molecule: messenger RNA, 505 nt
Organism: Porites lobata
Lineage: Eukaryota; Metazoa; Cnidaria; Anthozoa; Scleractinia; Poritidae
Source: the annotation of a GenBank genome assembly
AUGUCAAACGCGAACUUGAGCCUGUUACCCGACUGCCUCGACGAUCCCACUCUCAGUCCAAUUGCGAGGGAUCUCAAGCGGUAUGACCAAGCACGGGUAGCGGCCGAAGAACAGACUCGUCAAGAGGCUGCCAGAGAAGCGGUUCAGGGAACUUGGUUGAGAUCCACCGAGAAGGAUUUAAAGAGAUGCUGUGAACGGUACCAGGCUAGCGACGAAUCCUCAGAGCGUUCCACGUUGAAGGCCUACAUAAAUGCAAUUGACAGGAAAACUCGGUGACCAUCACGUGUCUCUGGGGACGUUUGGAACUGGAGAUGCUGUGGCGGAACGGAAGAGGGUGUGCACGCUUCUCGGCCUUCUGGACCAGCGCCAACAGCACCUAGUCACGAGUGUAACAGAGAGACUGCUACUUGCCAAUCAGGACGGUAACGGUGUUGAUGCCGAAGAAGAAGAAGAAGAAGAAGACCUGAGUAUUUUCGUUGACACCUAUUCCAAGCUCAAGCGCUAG